Messenger RNA from Gadus morhua (Atlantic cod), 3854 nucleotides. It is a transcript of the gene stc2a, whose product is annotated as stanniocalcin 2a. Bases 200 to 1102 code for a protein of 300 amino acids. Gene Ontology annotation, molecular function: hormone activity. The record is from RefSeq and is a predicted model, not a curated record. Lineage: Eukaryota; Metazoa; Chordata; Actinopteri; Gadiformes; Gadidae. Gene Ontology annotation, biological process: intracellular calcium ion homeostasis. Gene Ontology annotation, cellular component: extracellular region. The transcript is spliced from 4 exons.
UGACACCCGGGCUGGGAGAGAGAGAUAUAGGAAGCAGCAUCCACUCGCUGCUGCUUCACUCGCUCCAACUCCCUGCCCCUGAGACACACGCAGCCGGCCUCACGGGGAACACUCUACAUAAGAGAGGCUGUAGAACCGCUACGCCGUUUUACCGCUUCGCCCACAGAGAGUUUGGAGGGACAUUGAUGAGGACACAAUCAUGUUGCUGAAGCUGAUCACCGCCUUGCUCGUUUUCACGGUGUUUGGGAACGUAGUGGGGCUGGAUAAUAUCGACCUCCAUGACAGCCCCCCCGAGAAGCCCGCCAGCCAGAAAGGACGCCUCUCCCUCCAGAACACAGCGGAGAUCCAGCACUGUCUGGUGAGCGCGGGGGACGUGGGCUGCGGCGUGUUCGAGUGCUUCGAGAACAACUCGUGUGAGAUCCGGGGUCUGCAGGAGAUCUGCAUGACGUUCCUGCACAACGCCGGAAAGUUUGACUCUCAGGGAAAGUCCUUCAUCAAAGAUGCUCUAAAGUGCAUGGCACACGGACUCCGGCACAAGUUCAGCUGCAUCAGCAGGAAGUGUGUGUCCAUCAAGGAGAUGGUGUUCCAGCUGCAGAGGGAGUGCUACCUCAAACACAACCUCUGCUCCGCCGCCAAGGAGAAUGUCGCCGUCAUGGUGGAGAUGAUCCACUUCCAGGACCUCUUUCCUAAAGGGCCGUACGUGGAGCUGGUCAACAUCCUUCUGAGCUGCGGCGAGGAGGUGAAAGAGGCGUUGACCCACAGUGUGCGUCUGCAGUGCGAGCAGAACUGGGGCGCCCUGUGCGACAGCCUGAGCCUCUGCUCCCCCCUGACUACUGCCCCGGCCCCCCCUGCUGUCGCCGCCGCCGCCGCCGCCGCCGCCGCCGCCGCCCCCGCCUCGGAGCACCGCCGGCAGGCGUCUCCGCCUUCGCACCCCGACCCCAGCCACCCACGCCCGCCUCGGCAAGGAGACAAGGACAAGCCCGGCAAGGGCGGUUUGAACGCCCACCCCCGCAACCGCAGCCAGGGUCCCCGCCGGCAGAGCCCAGAGGCUGGGCUGGUGUCGGAGCAGGAGGCCCCAGGGGCCGGGGACAUCCGGAGGUGAAGAACCCAGGUGCUCCACCUUCCCCCCCCCCCCCUCCCUGAGCAGAAGGAAGCUACCCUCACACAUCCCUCUCCAGUCAUUCCAGAAGCCCCCCUGGUGGUCAACUUGCAGGGUCCUUGUGGUGUAGCUCCUACCGUUAUGCCAGAUUGCUUUGGUUUUCCGUUCAUGACUGAAUAAUUAUGAUUAUUGUUAGUAUCGUUAACUCGUUUCAAUUGACUAGAAUUACCUUGGCUCUCGUAUAGCGUUUCUUAAAUCCUACCUACUUGCGUCUGAUUUGAUUACAAUUUGUAUUAUUUAUUUUAUCCUUUAUGCAAUGUUGAAAUAUGAAAAAUGUACAUAGAAAUAUACUUAUCUAUAUUUAUAUAAACCUGUAUAAAUACAGUUAACACAUGCAGUACUGAUACGCUAUAUACAGAAUUGUAUAUAAUACCCUGUCCAAUCACACGUCCCAAGCCUGUAGAUAUGUAACAUACAGGGUUAAAUACAAAAUUGUACAGGUUUGAAGUCCAGUUCUGGCACAUAGCAGUAUAUAUAGCCCGGCGUGAGAGUCUAUGGCCAUAGGCGGCCACAAACUUGUAGUAAAGUGUUGAAGUGAAACAGCACUCCAAACAAGAAUGCAUAUAUCAUACAAACGAUAUGCUGUUAUAACUAAGAUUUAACUCGGACACCACUUUCUGAAGCUUCUCCGAAGGCGAGACCAAUUUAGGAGAGACUUAGUAUCCAUCCAAUUUUUUCAACAACCUCUGGUUUGAAAAGGGUUAGUUAUACCAUCAAGAAUAACUCAUCUUUGUGAAAAACAGAAUGUUAAUACACGGUAAUUCAAACUGACCACCCCUGUGAAAUGAACACUGAGCAGAAAUAUCUUUGGAAACUAUUUUUGUGACGUUGAUGGUUAACUGUUAUUUCACGGUCAUAUUCAAGAGACCGGUCCGUAUAAGCUAUGUGUUUGCUCUUCCUCCUCCUGAUGGCUUGUUAUCAUCCAAUGGCAACACGGAGAGGGUGAGUCAUGGCACCACUAAGACUCCACAGUGAUCCUCGCAUGUCGUCACACGGCAGCCUCUAUUGUGAACUCUCAAACGCAUAUCAAGGUGCCUAGACAUGGGAUAAGGCGAUUCAUCUGAAGGAGAAACGGGUGAUGGGACGCGAGCAGGAGGGGGAGGGGUAUGUCUGUCGCUCUCAGCAGGGGUUCGCUGAUUUAGAACUUUUUUUUUUCUUUUUUUUUUUUUUUUACACACAAUGUUUGGCUUCAGAAAUCUUACUUGGGAUGCAUAUCGGUGACAUCUUGGCACAGUGCAAACAAACAGUCAAUACACACACACACCUGGUCAAUAAAUAAUUACUCUUGAGUCUUUUCUGUUUGUGCUUGUAUGACAAAUAACCAAGUCCACAUGACCAAAUUUGACUAUUUCCUUUUCCUCUUGCCUGGUUCUGGGUCUCGGUGCUCGAGAUGCCGCUGGUCUCCAGCUCUCCUCCUUAUUAGCUUGUAUUCCUGCGGAACCAUCUUCCCUCCGACGCGGUCCGGACUAGACUUGAAGGCAUGCUUGUGUCCCUCUCCCCCCCCCGACCCACCCCUCCAUCCCUCCAGAACCACAGCCCAGCGAAGACCCAGGAAAACUGGGUUAAAUCCACAGACAGCAGCCCAUGGUGCUGUUAUUCUAAAUGUUAUAUUUACCAUGGCCACCAGAGAAUUCCUCUGGUCUGUGGCCAGCGGGCCAGACUCAUAGCGGGCAACAGAAGACACCGGGGAGGCUCACAGCGUUGCUUACUCCACUAACUCUGCGUCCCUUGUCCCAUCAUACGAUUCUCAGUUCCCCCCCCCCCCCCCCCCCUCAUCCCCUUGUUUUUAGGUUCCCGCUUCCAGGCACUUGGCAGCCAUUUGACCAUUUUAGGGCCGUCACAUGCUGUGAAUGUUUUCUAUCUUUGCUCCGCAUGUUGUAGUAGAAGUCACGGUGGUUGCUGAGACUAAAUGCGGAGACUAGUUUACAUGUUCUGGCUCCUCUUGAAGGGGGUCCUAGUUGUACUUUCUUAAAGAGGACAUCUGUCCUAAGCUUUUUACUAUACGUGCCCCGAUCGAGUGAGAGACUUUUUUCUGAGUAUGGGAGAGGUUUUGAGGGUGGGGGUGAUUCGGGGCGGGGGAGUCAUUACCAAUGUUUUUUUUGUUUUGUUUUUUUUACUUUCUGAUGGCUACUUCUUCUUUCUUUCUUUUCCUUUUAAACUGUUGGAUUUUGGGGUAAUCCCCAGGAUUUAUGAAACAUAAGCUAAUCGUUUUGAGAAUGUACUGUAAGUUUGUAAAUUCACAAUUGUUUUAGGUUUGCAUUAAUAGGUUUGAUAUUGGCUCUUGUAAUAUCCUGAUUUUACUUUUUUUUUUCUUGUUUUGUUUUCCUAGGGAAAUAAAUGAACAUGUCUCUCGCCCGUCCAUUGUUGUUAGCUCUCCAUCUCUGCUUCUCUCCUUCUUUUCCCUCUCUUUUAUUUGAAUCUUUAUUGAAUGUGUAGUCCGACAUAAUGUGCUCUCUACAUGGUCCUGAAGUCACACUAAGACCAGGGGCCCAAAUGAUCAUAAACUCUUUCAGGACUUAAUGGCGAGUUCAUAUGUAUCUCUUAUCAUUAAAACAUUAGUUUUUUCUUUUGGCCUGUAAUUUCAUUUGUUUUUGUUUUCCUUUGAAUGUGUUAUUGUAAGCACCAGUGGUAAAAAACCAAGUACCGAUAUUUGUAACAGAAUAAUAAAAACUACGUGGGUAGUAUUUACCCUUCA